Benincasa hispida (wax gourd) is the source of this 708-nucleotide messenger RNA. The record is from RefSeq and is a predicted model, not a curated record. NCBI's taxonomy places the organism in Eukaryota, Viridiplantae, Streptophyta, Magnoliopsida, Cucurbitales, Cucurbitaceae.
AUGGCAGAGUUUGAAAUGACAGAUCUAGGGAUGAUGCAUUAUUUUCUUGGCAUUAAGGUAAUACAAUCAGUAGUGGGAAUUUUCAUCAAUCAGAAGAAAUAUGUACUGGAGAUCUUGGACAGGUUUCAAAUGGAGAAUUGCAACUUGGCCACAACUCCAGUUAAACCCAAUUUGAAGCUCACAAAGGACCAUGAAGGAAAGAAGGUCAACAGUACUCUCUAUAAACAAAAGGUUGGAAGCUUGAUGUACUUAAUAGCUACAAGGCUUGAUAUUAUGUAUGUUGUAAGUUUAAUUAGCAGGUUUAUGGAAUCUCCAACUGAGCUUCAUCUCUUUGCUGCCAAAAGAAUCUUACGUUACUUAAAAAGGACUCCUGAUCUUGGCAUACUUUAUCAAAAAGAAGAAAAUCUAAACCUUGUUGGUUUUAGCGAUAGUGAUUAUGCAGGAGAUUUAAAUGAUAGAAAGAGUACUUUAGGGUAUGUUUUCAUUUUUGGUUCAGGAGCUAUCUCAUGGUCUUCCAAGAAACAGCCAAUUGUCACACUAUCUACCACUAAAGCUGAACUUGUAGCAGCAACAUCAUGUGCAUGUCAAGCCAUUUGGUUGAGGAACAUUCUUGAGAAUUUACAUUAUAAGCAAGAAGAAGCAUCUAUCAUUCAUUGUGAUAACACAUCAACAAUCAAGCUCUCAAGGAAUCUUGCCUUGCAUGGAUGA